Molecule: messenger RNA, 2064 nt
Organism: Rhipicephalus microplus (southern cattle tick)
Lineage: Eukaryota; Metazoa; Arthropoda; Arachnida; Ixodida; Ixodidae
Product: retinol dehydrogenase 7
Biological process (GO): steroid metabolic process
Cellular component (GO): intracellular membrane-bounded organelle
Molecular function (GO): oxidoreductase activity
Source: RefSeq, a predicted model, not a curated record
GUCUUCGCAACCCGCACCCCCGCCGGCGCAAAACUCGCGCGUUCCACGUAGACCUCAGUCGCAAACGCGUCUGCGUGGCCCGCGCGUUGUUCCCGUUGGGAUUUGACUCGGCUGUACUUCGUGGCCCGCGCUUAUCGAACACAGUCGCAUCGUGUCAUGGGGUAGCAGUGCCGAAAGUGCACGUGCUCAAGUGCUCUUGCCUUUUACACGACUACUGUUCCAGUACCGGCGAAACACGUGAUUUUGUGUGGCAUAUAUCAUCCGGAUUUUCGUUGGAUUCCGAUUAAACCCAAGAGCAGCCAUGCGGACAUCGUUGGUUCUGUGCGCGACGUUCUUGCUCUUGCUCUGGCGCCUGUGGAACUACCUCGUGCCCCUGCAACAAUUGGCAAGGAUCCUCGGUUCCACGUGGAUCGCACUGACGCUCUCUUAUUAUCUCUCGAGGUUUGUGUGGACGCGUCUCUUUGUGGCCGAGAUAUCCGGAGAUGGGAAAGCUGUGCUCAUCACAGGCUGCGACACCGGAUUCGGCAACCGCUUGGCUAAACGACUGUCACGUUGCGGCUUUUUGGUGUUCGCCGGAUGCCUGAAGAGCGACAGUGACGGCGCCAACGAGCUUAGGAGCAUCCGCAACGUAAAAGUCCUGCCUCUUGACGUCACAAAGCAAAAUCAAGUGGAUGACGCACUGGUGUCGGUAAAGCAAAACAUCGGCAACAGAGUGCUUUGGUCAGUGGUCGCCAACGCUGGCAUCGGAAGCUGCGGCCUCCUGGAGUGGCUGACAAUGGAAACUGUGACCAACAUUUUCGACGUCAACGUUUUCGGGGCACUACGGGUCAUCAAAAAGUUCCUGCCCCUCCUCAGAAGAAGCCACGGAAGGGUCGUCACAAUUGCGAGCCCUUUCGGCCACUUCACAAACCCAAUGAUCGUGCCUUACUGCAUGUCGAAACACGCCGUGGUAUCCAUGAUGGAUGGUCUUCGCAUGGAAUGCCAUAGUAGUGGUGUGGACUUUGUCAUCGUGGAGCCUUCGGCUUACCGUACGCCGAUCUUCGAAACGGGCAGCAGUCCUAUGGACCCCGUGAUGCGGGAAUUCAGGCAACAGGAACCGGACGCCAUCGCUACCUACACACACCAGGACGUCGAGGACUGGAUGAAGGCCCUCGACAAAGGCUUCGAAGUGGUCAUGAGGGAGGACCCCGAAGAAGGCGUCACUGUCAUGGAACGGGCACCGCGCCAAAGAACAUUAAUAUUUCCCUCGGGUGAACCGUCUCCGGUCGCAAUGAGGACGUCUUUCGUUUUGCUCUUCGCCUUCCUGUUUCUAUUCUGGAGACUGCGGGACUAUAUGACACCCUUCCAAGACGUUGCCAGGAUCAUCGGAUCUACGUGGAUUGCCGUCACCUUGUCAUACGCGCUAUCCAGGUUUGUGUGGGCACGUGUUUUCGUGACCGAGGUCAGUGGAGAAGGAAAGGCAGUGCUCAUAACUGGGUGUGAUACGGGAUUCGGUAACCGACUGGUGAAGCGACUCUCUCGCAAAGGCUUCCUGGUAUUUGCCAGUUGUCUCCAUUUCAACAGCCCGGGCGCCAGUGACCUAAAGGGCUUCUCGAACGUGAACGUUCUAGAGUUAGAUGUGACGAAGCAGGAACAAGUGGACAAAGCCUUCAUCACGAUAAAGAAGCACCUAGGCCGAAGGGAGCUUUGGGCGGUUGUUGCGAACGCCGGGAUCGGAAGCAUCGGCCUUCUGGAGUGGCUCACGAUGGACACGGUCGUCGACGUCUUCAACGUCAACGUCUUCGGCGUGCUUCGAGUCGCCAAGAAGUUUCUGCCACUACUGAAGAAAAGCAAGGGCAGGCUUGUCACCAUCGCGAGUCCCUUAGGUCAUUUUACAGUUCCCAUGAGCGUGCCGUACUGCAUGUCCAAGCACGCCGUCGUCUCCAUGAUGGAUGGUCUGCGCCGGGAAUGUCGCGGCAAGGGCGUUGACUUCGUCACAGUCGAGCCUUCGGCUUACCGGUACGUUCAGUGAAAGUGAAGCCAUAUACAACGUUUCUGGAACCAGAUGAGCUAAGCACUUCUGUU